Molecule: messenger RNA, 3162 nt
Organism: Trichosurus vulpecula (common brushtail)
Lineage: Eukaryota; Metazoa; Chordata; Mammalia; Diprotodontia; Phalangeridae
Gene: AXDND1
Product: axonemal dynein light chain domain containing 1
Exons: 25
Coding region: 1-3162 (1053 amino acids)
Source: RefSeq, a predicted model, not a curated record
AUGUCUAAAAAUAAAAAGUCUGGUUCGCUGCUGCCAGUCCAGCCCUCAACUUCUGAGGGGAAGGAAGCUAUGGACUUAAAGACCACCAACCAAAAGGAGAUAGUGGUCCCUGAGGCGUUUGAGAAAUCCAGCGCGUUGGUCUGCUCCCAGCAAACCCAGUCGCAGUGUGAUUUCAUCCCGGAGGAAAUUAUUCUGUCUCUGACCAACGCAGCCUAUGCCGGCGGCUGCCCUGAAUCCUUGCUACCCUCCAAGAAAGUCAAAACUAUCAAAGAAAUGAAGCCCGGCAUGCGCUCUACGAACGGUGUUUGGCAUCACUCAGUCCGGAGGAACAAGUUCCGCUACCUGACGGAUAACCCCGUCACCUUCAAGGGAGCUGGAAGGGAUAUUUCUUUUUUAUAUGAUGUUAAGGCUGAAAAACUAGCGGAUUCAUGGCUUCCACAGCUUGUGAAAGAGAUUACCUCCAUUGAAGAAAAGCCAGGCAAGGGUUUGUCCAUACCCCAGACGUCACCAAAGAAGUUAACAGAUACUCUGAUCCCUGAAGAAUUUCACAUUGUGUCCAACACAGGAGUUGAAGGUCUACAAUAUUAUGAUGAUAAAUAUACAACCCUGCUAACCGACAGUCAGAAUAGGCUGUUACUUUUCCCAUCCAUGAAACCAAAUAAGAGAAUUGAAGUGAUACAGCUGAAGAAUGUGAUGGAUAUGAUGCUAGAGAAGGCUGGUGUAGAUGCUGACAAAUCAGUAAAUGCAACUCAGAUGCAUAGACUUCUCGAAGUGCUGAAGACUGAGCAGAACAUUUACAAUACGGCAUUUCAUGAAAUCAUUAGACAAGUCAGUGUGGACUGCUCAGACAGAGGAGAACUCUUGUCUAAUAUAAGACAGAGGUAUGUAAAUUUACUUGACCAAAUAGCUCGGCAAAUGAUUGAUUUUUACAAAGACAUGGUGGCCCAACGCAUAAUGGACAAGCGUAUCAUAGAAGAAUUGUUUAACUUCAAGAAGGUUGUUGAAGAGCUGAGCAGAGAGCUAGUUCUAGUUCGAGAAUAUGAUUUAAAGUUGAGGAAAAAAUCAGAGAAGAUCCAUGAGGAGUUGAUGGUAGCUCUCAGUAAUGCAGAGAAGAAUGCCAGAAUUGUGGAGGAGUAUCAUGAUUUAUAUACAUCGCAAAGAUUAAGGAUGGAAGCUGACUUUAAGCAGUUAACUUCUGAAAGGGACAUCUGGAGCUCAGCCACCUAUGACUUGGCCUUAAAGGUCAUUAAAAAAAACAAUCUCAUAUUGACCAGAAGACUUCAUCUUAAUGAAAAGGCUUGGAAUAAAUAUGUCACACAUUUCAUUGUACUGUUGGCAUCUCAGGAUGCAGCAGACCUUUCACAACUGCAGAAGGCUACACAGCAAUGGAGAAGUCUUUUUAGAAACUUCAAAUAUGAUUUGGAGACGAAUGAAAAUAACAUCAAAGAGAGGGUGAAUUUUGUGAAGAAUACCCUCAUCAAGCUGGAGAAGUUCUUCGAGAAAAAUACUGUGGACGGUGUCUUAGGUCCCAUAAAGGAAACUACCAUGAAGACUAUAUGUGCAGACUUAAAGAAAUGUCACCAAAUGUUGAUUGAAGAUGCUGACUAUUAUGGUGGAGAUAAACUAGUUGAAAAGGUAGGGACCCUCAAGAUUGCUUAUCGCCUACAAGGAACCUGGACAGAGUACGGGAGAGCAAUAAUGAAUCGUCAUAAAAGUAUGGAUGGGGAGUUUCUCUCACAACAGAGUCUCAUGGAAGAGAUUAAUGAUAAUGGAGCAAGACUCUGCAGAGAAUAUGAAUCAAGAGUGAAUGGAGGAGAAAAUGGUUAUAACAAGUAUUUUCUAGGCUUAAAUUCUGCUUUUGAAAUGUGGAUAUACAAGAUGGAAAGUGACCAUCCAAUUUCUUCAAUGAAUCAGGCGGACUGGAAGACACUUAGUGGAAAAAUUCCCGAAUUGCUCAACUUACUGGAAAGGAUGUUAGACGUUAUUGGUGUUGUCCCAUUGACUGACGAACAGAUAAAGAAUAAUUAUGUACCGGUAGUCCAAACUGAUGUGUUUCAUUUGAUACAACAGUGGAUUUUGACCCUAUCUAAUGGGACUGACAAGGACAACUGUGAGCUUCAUCACCAAGUGAAUGAACUCCAUAUAGCCAUGAUUAAGUGGAUGGUAAAUAUGCUAAUUUUAAUGAUACCUGACUAUAGUGAUGAGCAUUCUCUCCCAAAGAGUGAAAUAGAUGCUAGUGAACAGGAAAUUCGUCUUCAUACAGGCAUUGCUACGUUGGAAAUAGAAGGCAUGUCACUGGCAAAAAUGUUGAGCCGAUUCUCUAUCUAUAUAUUCAGUUGUUGCAAAAGCACAGUGGCAGCAAUGGCUACGAAGAAAGCAUCUUCCUUUGAUCUAAAUGCUAAUAAGGAGAUUAAGGAUCUGGCAAAGAUUAAGAAAGAAUGCAUGGAUUGGGUUACUACGUGUAAUCUCCUCCUUUCUGAGAUGAAAGGAAGAAAAGUCACUUUGUUGACACCAGAAGAUACAAAAAACCUGUAUGAGUAUGAGCUAGACGUGGACAGCAGGAACUACAACGUGAGCAGAUGGGAGAAGACCUUCGGGGAGAUGGCAUCCAAAAAGCUGGAAGAGAUACCUGAGAAAGAGGAGUCUCCAAAAGAAGGCUCAGAACAGGAGGCUGAGGUUUCUCCAACGCCAAAGGUAACUCUUGUCCGGUAUCUUGGAAAAGACCAAAACAUCCAUUCCAGACCUCUAGAAGUAGAAGAACUGCUGCCUACAGAGGAAGAAGUGACUGUCCUUUCUAAAUUCACCAUCAAUGAAAAGGAAAGACUUGAUGGCCUGGAACUGAUUGAACAUUUAAAAAUAAAACUCCUGGAUACGGAAGUUCGAGUCCAGCUCGCAGAACAGAAAUAUGAAGAAAUAAGUGAGAAGCUGAGUGAGGCCCUUAUAAUAAACCGUGAGCUAGAGAAAGAGCUGCAUAAAGCCCAGGAACGCUUAAAGGUUGCCUACCUUCAAGGACAACUCAGAGAGGAAGAUGAGGAUGAGGAUGAUGACAAAAACGCAGAACCCUCUGGAAGCAAAGAGCACAAGGAUGAUUCAGGAAGUAAAGACAAGGACCAUCACGCUCAGGGUAAAUCUGUCAAACCACACUCCAAAUCCAAACACUAG